This is a messenger RNA of Salvia hispanica, 1183 nucleotides long. Its product is annotated as GDSL esterase/lipase At5g03810-like. NCBI's taxonomy places the organism in Eukaryota, Viridiplantae, Streptophyta, Magnoliopsida, Lamiales, Lamiaceae. The record is from RefSeq and is a predicted model, not a curated record. Gene Ontology annotation, molecular function: hydrolase activity, acting on ester bonds.
UUCAUCAAUUUUGAAAGGAAAGAAGAAAUGGUAUCAAGAAUAUGCAUAUUUUUUGCUGGUACGAUUUCAGUGGUGUUAUCAGUUGUUGGUGGAGACCCUCUUGUUCCUGCGCUUUGCAUCUUCGGUGAUUCCGUGGUUGAUGUGGGAAACAACAACAAUCUUUUAACGUUGAUCAAAGCAGACUUCCUUCCCUAUGGGAGAGACUAUAUCACUCAUGCCCCGACCGGAAGGUUCUGCAACGGAAAGCUCGCCAUCGACUUCAUCGCCGACUACCUCGGUUUCAGCUCGUAUCCCCCGGCGUAUCUCAGCAAAGAAGCCACCGGGGUCCUGAGCGGCGUCAACCUGGCGUCGGCUGCUUCCGGUUACUACGAAACAACAGCCCAACUAUAUAGGGCUGUAACAUUGACGCAGCAGCUGCAAAACUACAAGGAAUGGCAGAGCAAGGUGGUGAAGAUGGUGGGGAAGAGCAAAGGCGAUGCCAUAUUCUCAGGAGGAAUCCACCUGUUGAGCGCAGGCAGCAGUGAUUUUAUACAGAAUUACUACAUUAAUCCUUUGCUCAACACCGUCUAUUCUCCCGAACAAUUCUCCCACCUUCUGCUGCGAUCCUACUCUUCCUUCAUACAGAAUCUGUACAAACUCGGAGCGAGGAGAAUCGGAGUGACAAGCCUACCGCCAGUGGGGUGCUUGCCCGCGGCAAUAACGUUAUUUGGAGGAGGGAGCAAUGAGUGCGUGGCGAGGCUCAACAAGGACGCCGUAUUGUUCAACCAGAAAUUGAACUCCGCGUCUGAGAAUCUAAAGGCCAGCUUGUUUGGCCUCAAACUCGUGGUCUUCGACAUCUACCAGCCUCUGCUGGACAUGAUUACCAACCCCGGCGACAGCGGAUUGUUUGAAGCGAGGAGAGCAUGUUGUGGAACAGGGACAGUAGAAACAUCGAUUCUGUGCAAUUCAAGAUCGUUGGGAACGUGCUCCAACGCCACGGGGUAUGUGUUCUGGGAUGGAUUUCACCCUUCCGAAGCUGCUAAUGAGAUAUUGGCGCAGGCUCUUCUACAACAGGGAUUUGAACUUAUCUCUUAGUUUACACAAUAUUCCCCAAACCCAAUAAUCAUUUUCAUGCUUGUGUUGCUUUUGCUCUUUCUCAAUAACACUAUCAAUCUUAGUUAUAAUUAUAUGAUUGCUUCCACCA